Aphanomyces invadans is the source of this 1698-nucleotide messenger RNA. RefSeq lists its product as hypothetical. Gene Ontology annotation, molecular function: sequence-specific DNA binding; DNA-binding transcription factor activity. Gene Ontology annotation, biological process: regulation of DNA-templated transcription. NCBI's taxonomy places the organism in Eukaryota, Oomycota, Saprolegniomycetes, Saprolegniales, Verrucalvaceae. The transcript is spliced from 3 exons. Bases 11 to 1612 code for a protein of 533 amino acids. The record is from RefSeq and is a predicted model, not a curated record.
UUUUUGGGUUAUGCAACGGAGCGACCGGAAAGAACUGGUUGCGAUGGACCUGCCAGCGCCCAAGGAAGAUGCCGCCGCCGCCGCCGCCGCCGCCGCGAGCUUGAUCGAGAAAGAAGACAAGGAUGCCGUCCUUCCCGCAUUUCUGAGUAAGACCUAUGAGAUCUUCUCCACUCCCAGCUUCGCCUCCAUCUGCGGCUGGAACGCAACCGGCGACACGAUCAUCAUCCACGAUCCCGACGUGUUUGUCAAGCAGGUGCUGCCACGCUUCUUUAAGCACCGCAACUUGCCGUCGUUCGUGCGUCAACUCAACAUGUACGGUUUCCACAAGAGCGUGCUGGACUCGAACAAGCGCGAAUUCCGCCACAAGAUGUUUCUUCGCGACAAGCCCGAGAUGCUUCGUCUUAUCAAACGCAAGGUGAACACAACGCCAGCUUCUUCCAUGGUGCCGUCUGCUGCCGCCAUGGAAAUGAAGCGCGAUGAGUUGAGCCAUGAGAUUUUAAACGAAAUGCGCAGCCUCAAGGUGAAGAACGAUCUCAUGGAGAAACGGUUGCGAGAUGUUGAAAUCGACAACGCUAUCGUGCGCAGCGACAACCUCAAGCUGUGGAAACAACUGGAGAGUGCGAAGGAAAAGCAACUGGUCAUGCAAGAAAAGAUGAAGAAAAUCCUGUGGGUCCUCUUUCAGAUCUACCGCGGCAAGCACGCCCAGGUUCCGACGCUGUCGACGGACAAGAGCGGCGCGACAAUUCUCACGGAGGAGUUGGUCGCAGGCACAAGUCGACUGGGCUCCAACGAAUUCCGCGACGCCCUUCGCUUUCUCGCCAUGGAUGAUCCGCCGCUUCUGCAGGCCGCUGAUGGGUCGCUGCCGACAACGUCGACGGACAAGCUCCAGCUUCCAAAAGGCGCAUUGAAGAAGCGCAAGUUUGUCGAAGUUCCAACGAUGAGUGCUCUCCCUGCGCCAGGGACGCCGGUCAACCACCUCCAGCACAACUCGUUUGCAGCACCUGCCUCGAGCGCCAAUGCUGUGUCCAACAUGCAAGAUCAUUUCUUUGAAAUUCUGGAAACGUCCCCACCACGCAUGCAGCAGCUCCAGAAGACCAUCAAGCCAAAGAAAGCCAAGACCAACAUGAUCGCGGACAACGCAUCGACGGGCAACGGGGCUCUCAGUAUCUUCUCGCCGCUUGGGACGUUCACGUCGUCGUCGUCGUCGUCAACAGUGAGCAUCCCGCAUCCAAUGGUGGCAGCCGCGGCGUCGCCUCCGCCGCCGCUCUCCCUGGAGAAAUCACACAGCUUUGACGGGACCCAGGACCACAGCAUUAUGCACACGGAUCUCAUGGACGACGAUCUGCUCUUGCAUGACGACUCGCUCAACUUUGGUGAAGUUGAGUCCGAGGUAUGUAUGCAUGGCUUUGAGACGACGUGGGCUGACAGCGACGUUGUGAAGAAUGUCAUGCGAAAGCUCGAAGAUUUUGAAACAUCUUUGCUCAACGAAUACGACGUGACUUGUCUCGACAGCCUGCUCAAGCAGAUCAACACCCAGCCACCAGGACACCAGCCCACGUCCGCAACUACGCCUGCGACGCAGCCCUCCACCACCACCACCACCUUAAUGUAGACGCCAGCGCAAAUAGAUAUCUAAGUGGCCUCCCCACCAACUACCUUAAUUAACAAACUCCUGAAGAGUCCGAUUCGUGUGACGGG